Molecule: messenger RNA, 435 nt
Organism: Mercurialis annua (annual mercury)
Lineage: Eukaryota; Viridiplantae; Streptophyta; Magnoliopsida; Malpighiales; Euphorbiaceae
Exons: 2
Coding region: 1-435 (144 amino acids)
Source: RefSeq, a predicted model, not a curated record
AUGCAUGUCAUAUCGAGUACAAAGACACUAUGUAAAAAUUUAAGGGACUUUGGUUGGAAUGCAUUUCUUGUCAAAGUGAAAACAUUUUGCGAGGAUCAUAAAAUUAGUGUACCGGAUAUGGAAGCUCAAUAUACUGCGAGGCGUGGUCGAGCUCAUCAUCAACAAAAUGAAAUUGCUGUGGAACAUCACUACCGGAUUGAUAUAUUUUUAUCUACUAUUGAUUAUCAAUUUUCUACUUUGGAUUCCAGAGAUAGUUUUAAAUCAUUCAAGAUUGAUGAUAUUUGUAAACUUGCAGAAAAGUUCUAUCCUAGUGACUUUACCGAGCAAGAAUUGUUGUGGUUAAGGAUCGAACUUCAGCUCUUUGAAAUUGACAUUUCAAGUCAUUCGAAAUUGAGAAACUCUCCUAAUCUUCAAGAAUUAUGUCAAGGCUUAUGA